CGCACCAAAAACGGGUUAAUCAACGGCCGCACCGAGACUUUCGACGGCAAACACUAUAACCAGUUUUUAGGCAUUCCUUACGCGGAACCGCCUACCGGUGACUUACGCUUCAAAAAGCCGGUGCCUAUCAAACCGUGGUCUGAGCCCCGGGAGGCCAGCCAAUGGCCUAACCCUUGCUAUCAACACAACCCGUUUCUGGAGAUCUUUCGUAACAAAGUGUACAGUGAGGACUGUCUGUAUUUGAAUGUAUGGGCGCCCGUGGAUACCAGUGCUGAGGUCGAGGAUAAGGAGCAGCUUAAAGCUGUGCUACUUUGGAUACAUGGAGGGGCUCUACACUUGGGGUCAGUUAUGGAGGACUACCAGAGUGGACACGUAUUGGCCACUAAAGGGGAUGUAGUGGUCGUGACCGUUGAGCAUAGACUCAACACUUUCGGCUUCCUAUACACGGGUACAGACGACGCGCCCGGAAAUAUGGGUCUCUGGGAUCAGGUACUGGCCCUCCAGUGGGUCAACGAUAACAUCGAGCUCUUCGGUGGCGAUCCCAAUAGGAUAACCAUUUUUGGCGACUCAGCCGGUGGAUGGUCUGCCAGUUUGCACAUACUGUCCCCAAUAUCCCGUUCCCUAUUCCAAAACGCUAUACUAAUGUCCGGCGCCUCCAUUAACCGUAACGCUGGCGAACCGGCCCGGGAUGUCAUGCAAAAGUGGUUGAGAGGGGCGCAGGCUAUCAACUGUACGGAAGGGGAUGACAUCCCCACAGAGUUUACGCCUAAACUCAUUGAAUGUUUCCGUAACGCACCGGCAGCGGUUUUAGCAGCCAUUCCCUUAAUGCCGGCGCUCAUGGAAGGGAUUGUCGGCUGGAAUACUGUUGUCAUAAUAGAUGGGGAGUUCCUCCCGGCCCUACCCUUAGAAAUGCUUAAUAAAGGGGACCAUAAGAAAGGUCUGAACGUAAUGAUAGGCAGCACUCAGGACGAGGGCACCUGGAUCUUGUGGUUCAGUGAGGACUCUGUGAAGUAUAGCCCACAAAACCCGCCGCCCAUUACCCAUAUGGAGGCCUACAACGAGUUAAGUAGGAUUUCCCGUAAGAUGUGGUCUAAAGAGCCCAUUGACGGGGAAAUGGUGUCUAAAGUAUACUUCACGGGUCUGUCUGACGAGACCCCACAAGAUAUACUCAGACAAACGAUAGGUGUGGCCAUCGGGGACUACCUGUUACGCUGUCCGGGCAUACAGUUUGCGCAGACUUUAUUCGAGAAUGAUGUGAGCGAUAGUCGUGUCUAUCAGUACUACUAUAACUUCAAGUUAGGCCGACCCAGAAUGCUAUGUUCCGAGUGGGCAGGUAGUUGUCAUUACGAUGACGUCCCCUCCGUGUUUGGAGUUCCCUUCUACCAGUCCGACCGUUUCUUAGACCGGGAACGGGAGGCAUCCGAGCAAAUGAUCGACAUAUUCGCUACUUUUGCCAAAACAGGCGCGUACCACAAGAAAAACAACUGUAUGAGCAAACUGGCCGAUAGGGUGCCCACAUGUACCGAGAAACAGGUGGAUAUAGCGAUCCGGUUCAUUGAGUCAAUAUCGGGGUCGUCCCUAAACUUGGUUUGUGCCGACUAUUCGGACUCAUCGGACAAAUGCGAUCAAUUCAACGGAUUUAAGCCGACAUCCGAUCCCAAACUGCGGACCAAAUCGUUUUUCCUGCCAUUAAUUGAAUUGUUUGACAGCUUUGAUGAGGUGUAG
Molecule: messenger RNA, 1725 nt
Organism: Oppiella nova
Lineage: Eukaryota; Metazoa; Arthropoda; Arachnida; Sarcoptiformes; Oppiidae
Source: the annotation of a GenBank genome assembly